AUGCAGUUUACCUCCUUGCUUGCGAUAGCUGGCAUCACGAGCUUAGUGCUCGCAGCUCCAGGUCAAUCGCUAUCCAAACGAGGAUCAUCUUUUGUCUGGUUCGGCACGAAUGAAGCCGGAGCCGAGUUUGGAAGUGGAAACAUGCCAGGAGUAUUGGGAACGGAUUACAUCUGGCCAUCGACCUCCACGAUUCAAACUCUGCAGAGUAGAGGAAUGAAUCUAUUUCGCAUCCCCUUUGCAAUGGAGCGACUAGUUCCUGGAAGCCUGACCUCGAACCCAGAUGCAACCUAUCUAGCUUCUUUGAGAAGUACUGUGAACUAUAUCACCUCCAGCGGUGGAUACGCUGUUAUUGAUCCUCAUAACUUUGGCCGAUACUAUGGCAAUAUUAUCACAUCUACCAGUGACUUUGCAGCCUUUUGGACGACGCUGGCAUCCGAGUUUGCAUCAAAUGACAAAGUCAUCUUUGACACAAACAAUGAGUAUAACUCGAUGGACCAGACCCUGGUGUUGAACCUCAAUCAAGCUGCCAUCAACGCAAUUCGUGCUGCAGGCGCCACAUCGCAGUACAUUUUCGUGGAGGGAAAUUCGUGGAGUGGAGCGUGGACGUGGACCGCCGUCAAUGACAAUAUGAAAGCUUUGACAGACCCUCAGGACUUGAUCGUUUAUGAGAUGCACCAAUACCUUGACUCUGAUGGUUCCGGUACAUCAUCGACCUGUGUGAGCUCAACUAUUGGUCAAGAGCGGGUUGUGGCUGCCACGCAAUGGCUCAAGGACAACGGCAAGAAAGCAUUUUUAGGCGAAUUUGCUGGUGGUGCCAAUUCCGUCUGCCAAAGCGCAGUGACAGGUAUGCUGGAUUACUUGCAAGAAAACAGUGAUGUAUGGCUGGGCGCCUCCUGGUGGUCCGCCGGGCCUUGGUGGGGGGACUACAUUUACAGCUUCGAGCCUCCAUCCGGAACGGGAUAUACUUACUACAUGAGUCUUUUGGCGAAUUAUUUCCCCUCAAAUGGCUCAGGUGAGACAAUCACCACAUCCACCACUACUGGUACUGCUACGACCAAGACCACCACUACAACUGGUGCAAGCACCACUGAUGCGGCUCAGUAUGCACAAUGUGGUGGAAUUGGCUGGACUGGGUCAACCACCUGUGCAAGCCCCUACAACUGCCAGAAGCAAAAUGACUACUACUCGCAGUGCCUGUAG
Molecule: messenger RNA, 1200 nt
Organism: Penicillium paradoxum
Lineage: Eukaryota; Fungi; Ascomycota; Eurotiomycetes; Eurotiales; Aspergillaceae
Gene: egl2
Product: putative endoglucanase
Exons: 5
Coding region: 1-1200 (399 amino acids)
Biological process (GO): glucan catabolic process
Cellular component (GO): extracellular region
Molecular function (GO): cellulose binding; hydrolase activity, hydrolyzing O-glycosyl compounds
Source: RefSeq, a predicted model, not a curated record